Messenger RNA from Nymphaea colorata (pocket water lily), 1271 nucleotides. Its product is annotated as very-long-chain 3-oxoacyl-CoA reductase 1-like. Lineage: Eukaryota; Viridiplantae; Streptophyta; Magnoliopsida; Nymphaeales; Nymphaeaceae. Gene Ontology annotation, cellular component: endoplasmic reticulum. The coding region runs from base 51 to 1037 and encodes 328 amino acids. The transcript is spliced from 3 exons. Gene Ontology annotation, molecular function: ketoreductase activity. The record is from RefSeq and is a predicted model, not a curated record.
ACUCUCUUCUAGUAAGCCUCUCCUUCCACUUGACAGCACCGCCCUCUUCCAUGGACACAGUUCUGUCAAUAACAUCCUCCAUGAAAGUCGCGAUGGCCUUCCAAAUCUUGCUCGUCCUUUGCACAGUCCUUGGCCUCUUCCAUCUUCUCAAAGCUUUCCUGUCUCUUUCCCAGUGGGUUUGGGAUUCUUUCCUCAUGCCCAUGAAGGACCUUAAGCAAUAUGGCUCGUGGGCAGUUGUGACAGGCCCUACUGAUGGCAUAGGCAAGUCCAUCGUCUUCGGCCUGGCUCGCCUCGGCCUGAACUUGGUGCUAGUGGGCCGCAACCCGGCCAAGCUGAGCUCGGUGGCCGGUGAGAUCCACGCCAAGUUCAAAUCUGUGAAGGUCCGAAGCAUUGUGGAUGAUUUCUCCAAGGAAGUUGAUGAGGGAAUGAAGAGAAUUGAGGAAGGGAUCAAGGAGCUGGAUGUUGGUAUCCUGAUCAAUAACGCUGGCAUGGGUUUGCCUUAUUUUCGGUUCAUGCAUGAGGUUGAUGUAGAGCAUGUGGAGAGAAUCAUCAGAGUGAACUUGGAGGCGCUCACUAGGGUUACCCAUGUGGUGCUUCCUCUCAUGGUGAAGAAGAGGAGAGGGGUCAUCCUCAACCUUGGCUCUGCUGCCGGAUCUGUCUUGCCUGCUUACCCUUUUAGUGCUCUCUAUGGUGCAACCAAAGCAUAUAUUCAUCAUUUCUCCAAAACCCUCAAUGUUGAGUACAAAAGAUUUGGCAUCCAUGUGCAGUGUCAGGCCCCAUUCUUCGUGGCGACGAAAUUGUCAGCCGUGAAGGCUUCGCUCUUCGUUCCCACAGCUGAUGACUAUGCAGAGCGGUGCCUGCGUUGGAUAGGCAACCAUGAUCAGUCCGUCUGCUCGCCCCACUGGGCUCACUCCAUCCUGUGGUUGGCGGUCGGCCUGUUGCCCGAAGCGCUGCUCAACUUGGUAGUGUUUCGAGUUAUGCUCCGCCGACAGGAGAAGAAAAAGAAGAAGGAGGAGAAUGAUCGUCUCAAGGCAUAGGGCGAAGAGAUAGAGAAAUAUCAUCGGCGUCUCAUGAUCAUCUUCUGCUGAUGAUUUCUGUUUCUAAAUUUCACCAAAUCUAGCUGUUUCAUGCAUGCAUGUUCCCGUUGUCGCCUAAGAACCUGGAAAAACGGCUAGGUCUUUUAAAAAAGGGUAAAAUGAAACUGCAAUUAUGAGGCUUUGUGCAUGUAUAUUCUGAUUUUCAAUGCAAAACCUGUUUCAUCUUUCUCAGAA